CUGAUGUUGUGCUCACGUCAUUCGUCAGAGAUAGCGUCAAAUUAAGAUACCUCCUCCUUGUUUUGUGAACUUGAAGCCCUAUUCGGCUGCGGUCAUAGUAUCUCUUUUGGCUAGCGACAUAAUAACACAAAUACGUAAUAUUGGCAGACUUUUCAUACGCUGCUUAGACAGAAUGGUCAAUUGGAUUCAGUGAAGGCUUGCCACCUGUCACCUGAAGGGGAAAACGGUAUGGCUCCUAGAUGGCCUCCAGAUACCUUGGUGUUGAAAGUCGGCAGAGCUGUCCACGUGUGGCAGACACCUGCGGCAUCACUUGCAUUGUUUCCUUUACGCAGCGGCCACUGCAGACUCCAUGUCCGUCCGUCCGUCAACCGCAAGUUUGGUUGCCUCAGCUGGAAGAGCCCCUUGACCACUCGGAGCUGGGGACGUAAAGGAUGGCUCUGCAGAGCUAGACUCCACACCAGCAGGCUGUGCUUGAACGCCUCCACUUCUCGUUGGUUUCCCGGUUUCAGCCAACACAUGUCUCGCAUCCGGAGCACGCUGGACACCGUCUCCAAGGCUGUGAGCGGGACCCACACGGAACUCAAGUCUAAAAUAGCCCGGCUCAAACCUGCCGCUUCCCAAGCGGGCAAAGAGGUUAAGGAGAGCGGGGUGACGGAAACCGCAAAAACCGUCCAGGGCAGAAUCUCCCCUCUCCCUCCCGCUCCCUCCCAUGUUCAUUCCGUUUCCACUGCUGCUACUGCCCUCAAUUCUACAACACAGACACCUCCAAUAGUAGAAGAAGCUUCAAACGAUACUUCUGUCCCCUCCCAAGACGAUGUCCAGGCAACGGUUAGCGCCACAGUCCCAAGUGAGCUUGACCCUCAAGAGAAAAGCCCGGGAAAUGUUGUCACCGCUGCUAAUAGCACUGGGGUUGUAAAGAAGCAGGAAGGAAAUGAGGGCCAAGUGAACGACAAAGGGACCAAGAACACAACUGCCCCGCCACAGCUCUUCCAUCCCAGCACCUUCUCAGUCAGUUUGGAUGAGACUUACAGUUACCUGGCCAAUCAUGUCAACAAUUACUUUGGCAGCACCACUACCGCUCAGGAAAAGGCCUCUACCUACGUUCAGGGACGAAAGAGCAGUAGUCUCACACCAGUGUCCAAUGAUAAAGGUUUAGAGUCCACUGCUACGAGUUCCCCAUCCACACAAAGGAAGGGUUUCGGACACUACCUGUCCUACUCUGCACCAACUGUCCAGGCAUUCGUGGGAAACUACAUUAGGCCUUUGGUCCCCAAGUUCAGGGCGGUGGAACCUAAAAGUGCUGAGGUGGUGCAGGCGAAGGUGGAGGACGUACAACCUAAACCGACCGUUGCCGCUGUGACCAGGGAGAUGAAUGCAACAGAGGAAAGAGCCAAGAGGCUUCUUCUUCAAAGGGAAAAGAUCAUUGCGAGGUUGAGCAUAGACAAUCGUACCCGGGCGCUGGUCCAGGCCCUCCACAGGGCCUCCGAUGUCCGGGUCUACAUCAACAGGGUGGAAGACCUCAGCUACCACCUCCUGGAGUUCCCAGAUACCCGUGGUGUGGCCGUGAAGGAAAGGGUCGUCUCCUGCCUGCUGCGUCUGCGGCAGGCCAGCGACCCCGGCCUGAGGGCGGCCGUGAGGGAGGCCCUGUCCCUGGUGGGCUACCAUGACCCGGUCAAAGGUCGCGGCAUACGGCUGCUGUCCAUAGACGGAGGAGGGUUACGAGGGCUUCUUGCCCUUCAGACUCUACACAAACUGGAAGCCCAGACGGGCAAACCCAUUUACCAACUGUUUGAUUACAUCUGUGGUGUCAGUACAGGUGCUAUAUUGGGCUUCAUGCUGGGUAUUUUCCAGUACCCCCUCAGCGAGUGUGAAGACAUGUACAGGAAACUGGGCUCCGACGUCUUCAAGCAGAACCGCCUCGUGGGCACGGUGAAGAUGGGCUGGAACCACGCCUUCUACGACAGCGAGCCCUGGGAGAAGAUCCUCAAAGAGAAGAUUGGCUCUGAUCUUCUGGUGGAAACCUCCAGAAACGCAAAAUGCCCCAAGGUGUCAGCAGUGAGCGCCAUAGUGAACCAAGGCACUCCUCUGAAGGCCUAUGUGUUCAGGAACUACAACCUGAUGCCAGGGGUCCGCUCCCACUACCUGGGGGGCUGCCAGCACCAGCUCUGGCAGGCUCUCAGGGCCUCCUCAGCGGCCCCCGGAUACUUCCAGGAGUUCGCCCUGGGACCUGACCUCCACCAGGACGGGGGUCUGCUGAUCAACAACCCCACGGCGUUGGCCAUCCACGAGUGCCAGUGCCUGUGGCCGGGCACGCCCCUGGAGUGCGUGGUGUCGCUUGGCACGGGCCGCUUCGCCACCCCGGGCAAGCACAGCGCCACCCACACCAGCCUCAAGACCAAGCUGGUGAACGUCAUCAGCAGCGCCACCGACACGGAAGAGGUCCACACCAUGCUGGACGCGCUCCUCCCCACCGGGACCUACUUCCGCUUCAACCCGUACAUGAGCGAGGAGAUCCCGCUGGACGAGAGCCGGCAGGAGAAGCUGAACCUGCUGCAGGCCGAGGCCCAGCGCUACCUGGGCCGCAACGAGGAGAAGAUGAAGAGGGCCGCCGCCAUCCUGACCCGGGACAAGGGCUCCGCCCAGCGGCUGACGGAGUGGGCGGGGCUGAGGGCCGACAUGCACGGCGGCCUGCGCUCCCUGUCCAGGGCCAAGCGCUCGUAGCAGGGGGUCCGAGCGGGUGUGCUCAUCUGAGGGGUCCCGGGGAAAAAAAAGCACGUUCCGGCACAUUCCGGGCCGGGCCGCCAUCUUGGUACUUCUUGAGGAAGAUAAUCGAGGUGGUUAUUGAGCGUAACCCAAGCAAACUGUUGUUGUUGUUGUUGUUAUGGUUAUUAUAAUGGGGAAGAAGCACCAAGAUGGCCGCUCGGGAUGUGCGGGACGUCAACGUGGACCGCCACCCCUCCAUACCUCAACAAACUCCUCAUCGUACCUCAGCCGAAAAGCAUCUCUCACCAGGCUGAACCCACCAAUGUACCUCCGGGACAGGUGGGAGGUGUUUUUCUGGAGCACUACUCAACCGACCCCAGGUGAUUGGGCCCCUCUUAGAUUAGAGACGGAGGAAUGGAGGGCACUGGGUGUCCCUUGAUGAGGUUGGGUGGCACACAGCCUAUAGGGAAUCAUGACUGGAAGGCCCAACAAGAGUUCAUCAACAACAGUGGCAUUAACUCCUGGUGCUGUAUAUCAUAAGUACAAGAUAGUAUUUCAUCUUAUUUUUAAGAUAUGUAUUGUAAAUGAUACAUAAAAAAAAAGCAAACCUCUUUCAUACCACUUUACUUGACAAUUGAUCUAAGUAUUAGUGCAUGCUUUGCUUCAGCAGCUUAAUGCACUCGGCGUGCUUGCUGGAAGCGCACCUCCCUGCAUUAACGCUUGUCAUGCAAUACAUAGCAGAGCAACUGUAGAAAACAUACAGCCCUUCUGCUGACAGAGAGCAGCUACGACCAGUUUCGCCCAACACUGUUCAUGUAAACAGCACUUAUUAACUUUUGGUUGGCAUUGAAAAAAAAAAAAGUAUAUACAUGUAUAUCUGCAUAAAGAAUGAUUUUAUUUAUAAGUCGAUAUGAAAAGAUAAUAAUAGGACAUUUAUGUGAUUUCGUUAUAUUGUCUUGUGUGGUACUCCUAAACGAAACUGCCUACCAAUGACCACUGGAAGAAACAAUGUGACGUGAUGAGUGGUUUCUAGAGAUUUGCAGUGUGCUUUUAAUGGAACACUUUUAACCUUUUUUUUUGGAUUUUAUUGAUAAUUGACGCUAACCUCACUCAUGCCUACUUCAUUCUAUUAAGGGUAUCUUACCGUACCAAAGGUCCAGUAGAACGGCUCUCAGCAGGUCCAUGUAGUUUAAUAUUGAAGUAACAAGGAAUGCCGUCACUCCAAUGUAACACUUUUAAAAUCUAUGUUAGACAAUCUAUCCCAAAGGAAGUUGUAACCAUUGUAGAUGUGCAUUGUGUAAUUCUGGUAACAAAAUAAGAUUGCUUACGCUUGUUUCAAAUGUAGUUUCUCUUUAUUUAACGAUGGUUGCACUGUAAAAUAUAAUUACAGAUCUAAAGGACUAACUGUGGAUCCCUUUCACCAAGUGUGCUGUUGCUGUUAAACCCCAGGUCUGGUGCCCCAUUUAACCCGCCUGACUUGAGUGCAACAGAAGGACGUGUGAUGGAGUCAUGAUCACUGCAACCGGACCUAAGCUGAAAUGGAUAGAUGGACAAGUGCCGAUUUGUUGUUGCAUCUAGCCGUUUUCCCCAUUGAUCCCUGUGCAAGGAGUGUUUGGAGUGUGUUUAAUUAAAAUCUUUCCGCUGAACCUCA
Messenger RNA from Gadus macrocephalus (Pacific cod), 4354 nucleotides. Its product is annotated as calcium-independent phospholipase A2-gamma-like. The record is from RefSeq and is a predicted model, not a curated record. NCBI's taxonomy places the organism in Eukaryota, Metazoa, Chordata, Actinopteri, Gadiformes, Gadidae. Gene Ontology annotation, cellular component: membrane. The coding region runs from base 229 to 2721 and encodes 830 amino acids. The transcript is spliced from 10 exons. Gene Ontology annotation, biological process: arachidonate metabolic process.